AUUCCUUAUAUGUCGUCUUUAGAUUUUUAAAUAAAAUACAUGAACACAGAGAAGUAUAAUUGAUGUCUACGACCUGUUAUAAUACCAGGGAGAAGUAAAAUUGUUAACAUACAACCUACACAAAUCAUAGCAAAAGGAUAUGGCAAAGCAAAUAAAGUAUCUUGCGCUUUAUUUGUUAGUAGUCUGGCCAUUUCUUUGUAAUAAAUCCGGAGGAACAUAUCUCAAUAUUCCAGGAGAUUUUAUUCUUGGGGGACUUUUAUCCGUUCAUUUUCCAAACGACGAUAGAUGUGAUAGAAAAAUUGACCGCAAUGGACUUCAACUCGUGGAUGCCACGAUAUUUGCUGUCUCGGAAGUCAAUUUUUACUUGAAAGAGAAGGGAAUAACUCUUGGUUUGAUAGCAUAUGAUACUUGCUACAACAUUAACCCGUCUUUAGAAUACUCAUUAGAAUUUGCUCAGCAAAGUUUCUACACAAAACACGAGGAGACUGGAAACAAUAAUUGUACGACAGAGACAUCCAGGCGGGUGAUAGGAGUAAUUGGUCCAGCUACUAGUAGAGAGACACGAUACGUGGCUAGUCUGCUUGCUCUCUUCAAAAUACCACAGAUUAGUGGCACGGCUACUUCUUCGGCCCUCAAUGACCGACAAAAGUACAAGUAUUUCAAGAGAACAGUACCAUCCGAUACGUACCAGGCCAAGGGAAUUGUUAAACUUCUCAGAGCAAAUGGAUGGGAGUAUGUGAGUGUUCUAUACGAAGAUUCCAGCUAUGGUAGAUAUGGAUUCAAUGAUAUCAAAAGAUUUGCACAAAUAGAUAAAAUAUGUAUUGGAUAUGAGAAACAAACCUCGGAUGGAAUGACAGAUUUAGAGAUCAAUGAAGUUAUAACACAUCUAAGAUCAAGAAGGAAUGCGAAAGGGAAAAUUGUAGUAGUUCUGUUUAUGCUGCAUCAAAAUGCAUACAGAAUAAUCCGCCAAACUCAUGACAUGCGCAUUGAAGGCUUUAUCUGGAUCGGAAGUGAUGGAUUAACAGGGCUUGAUCCUCCAGUUGACCUAGAAAAUAUAAUGGAAGGAGCUAUAGGAUUAUCCCUAGGGACUUCGGAAUACCCAGGUUAUUUCCAAUACGUCAAUAACCAGAGUACAGAAACAAAUCCAAAUCCAUGGUAUUCAGAAUUCUUACUUCAAUUUUACCCAAACUGCACAGAGGGAAACUGUGGGAAAAUUAAUAACACUGGUGUCCCGUAUAUCAUCAGCGUCCGGGAUGCUGUUUACACAUUUGGCAAUGCCAUUCUAAACAUUCAUUCAGAUAUGUGUCAAAAUGAAACUGGUGUAUGUGAAGAAGUCAAAGAAAAAUUAACAGGAGAUAUAUUGUUAGAAUACCUCGAGAAAAGCAAAAAUCCUUUUAAUACUUCAUUCCAUUUCGUUGAUGACGUGGAGGGACCGGCUAAAUACAGUAUCCUACAAUACUCAAGGAAAGGAAACAGCUUUCAAUGGAAUGAAAUAGGAAAAUUUGUGGGAGAAGAAUUGAUACUGGACGCUCUUCAGUCGCAAAUGACGUCGGCGUGUUCUGUGGAAUGUCGCCUAGGCUACAUUAAAAAGAUAAAAGAUAUCUGCUGUUGGGACUGUACACCUUGUCCUGCAGGAUCCAUCACUAAUUCCUCUGACCCGUACAGCUGUACAGAAUGCUUACACGGAUAUACAUCGAAUUCAGACAGGAAUCAAUGCAUUCAGAUUCCAAUUUCUUAUUUUUCCUAUGGCAAUCUCUUUUCUGUUGUUGUUCUCAUAUUGUGUGUUUUGGGCUCUGGUUUAUGCAUAAUUGUUUUCGUUGUAUUCGUGAAGAAAAGACAUACUCCUCUUUUAAAAGCCACUGGGUUUGAAACCAGCAUGGUAUUGCUUUCCAGUGUCCUUCUGUCAUACAUAUCACCAUUUAUUUUACUACAUUAUCCUUCACCUCUUUCCUGCGCACUAUCUAGAUUAUUGAUCGGCAUGAGUUAUACAAUGGCUUACUCUUCCGUUCUAUCUAAGCUUAUUGUUUAUAAGAGAGCGUUUGAUGUGAAAUCUGGAAUGAAGCAAAAGGCAGCAAAAGGACAACACUUACCAAGACCUUACAUGUGUACGAUGAUGACUGCUUUGUUUCUUUCCCUUGGUCUAUCAGCUAUGCAGCUUCUUGCGGUAAUAUUCUGGCAAAUAAGUGAUACUCCAGAACAUACGAUAACGUACGAUCUUACAUCAUAUCCUCCGUCAGGUCACCGAAUGUGUAAAGAUUCUAACAAUUUCAAUUAUUUUGUUCUUCUUUUCUGGCCUUUUAUGCUCAUGAUUGCAUGCCUUGUCCUCGCAAUCAAAACAAGAAAACUCCCUAACGGUAUGAACGACUCACGUGAAAUCAUGUACUGCUCAUUCACUUCCUUUAUCAUCUGGUUGGCGUUUGUACCUCUGUAUGCUUUCUCAACAACUAUUGCUGCACGAGUUAUCUCUCUUUGUGUUUCAUUGUUCAUUCAUGCAACCGUUUUUCUCAGUUGUCUUUUUCUGACGAAGAUUUACAUUGUGGUCUUUAGACCGGAGAAAAACAACAAAGAACGCGUAAUGAGAAGCACAACUGCCAAGAAAAAUCAUAACACAUCUAGCGGUACUUCAGCCAUCACUCCUAGCAAAACUCAGACCACAUCUAGCGGUGCCCAUCAAAGCAAUGAUUUACAAACUACAAGCAAAGAGCAAGUCUUACACAUUUCGUACAAUUCCAUCAUAGAAAAUUCCAAAAUGGAGUCAGAAGUUAUCCUCCAGAAGAUAAAAUAUGGAAAUCCACCUUAAGCAGAAAAGGAUUUAAUGCAGGAGUAGUUUUACUGAGAUUAAUUAAGUAAACAAGAGGCCUUUCUACAACUUCUCUGCAUAAUUUACUAUAUACAAGUAUAUAAAGCAAAUAAAACAACUCCAGAUAAACUAACAUUGAAUAUGUAAAUUUGUUGAUAAAAUAGAUAUAAUUGAUAUAAAGGGUCCUAUUACUCAAAUUGUAAAGAAUUAAUUAUCAUAACCAGAUUAACAAUUAUUAGAAAAUACAUGUAAUAAACUUUUCAAACUAAAUUGAGAACCAAUGCAAUAUAUGUAAAUGUUUUUGAAUACCUAUUAUAUUUUGAAACCCCAAAAUGAAAUGUUCUACAUGUAUAUACUUUCAAAAUGUUCUAAAGUGCUUGAUUGUGACUCGAUAUUCACGUAUAUCACAAGUGGAGGAGGGAGAGAGUGUGUGUGUGUGUGUGUGUGUGUGUGUGUGUGUGUGUAUAUAUAAAUCUGAAAGUCUUUACUAUACCAUUGAAAACUAAAAAUCCCUUAGGCUGUAUCCUUUAAUUGG
This is a messenger RNA of Saccostrea cuccullata (small rock oyster), 3335 nucleotides long. RefSeq names its product metabotropic glutamate receptor-like. The transcript has 9 exons. Gene Ontology annotation, biological process: regulation of synaptic transmission, glutamatergic; G protein-coupled glutamate receptor signaling pathway. Gene Ontology annotation, molecular function: adenylate cyclase inhibiting G protein-coupled glutamate receptor activity. The coding region runs from base 140 to 2800 and encodes 886 amino acids. The record is from RefSeq and is a predicted model, not a curated record. NCBI's taxonomy places the organism in Eukaryota, Metazoa, Mollusca, Bivalvia, Ostreida, Ostreidae. Gene Ontology annotation, cellular component: plasma membrane.